This is a messenger RNA of Centrocercus urophasianus (Greater sage-grouse), 1121 nucleotides long. It is a transcript of the gene ZNF511, whose product is annotated as zinc finger protein 511. Lineage: Eukaryota; Metazoa; Chordata; Aves; Galliformes; Phasianidae. The transcript has 6 exons. The record is from RefSeq and is a predicted model, not a curated record. The coding region runs from base 1 to 795 and encodes 264 amino acids.
AUGCCGUUGUCCGUCCUCCGCCGCCGCUUGCGGGGUCACCCGCCGCUCCCCUCCGUCCCGCCGCCCGCCCGGGCCCUGCCGUGGCCGCCCUUCGCUUUCUCCCCGCGCCGCCUGCGCCUGGGCCCGCGGCACCCGCUGUUUGAGGAUGGCGACGUGCAGAGGCACCUGUACCUGCGGGAGGCCCUCACGGGCCGCGCCGAGGAGGCGGAGAGGCUCAGGGUGUCUGAAUUUUGCUGCCACAUCUCCGGCUGCUCUCAGGUAUUCGACACGCUGGAGGGCUACGAGCACCACUACAACACACUGCACCGGAGCGUCUGCUCCUUCUGCAGGAGGUCCUUCCCCUCGGGGCACCUUCUGGACAUCCACAUCUCUGAGUGGCACGACUCACUCUUCCAGAUCAUGGCUGAGAAGCAGAAUAUGUACAAGUGCUUGGUAGAAGGCUGUGCGGAGAAGUUCAAGAGCAGCAAAGACAGGAAGGAUCACUUGGUCACUGUUCACUUAUACCCUGCUGACUUCCGAUUUGACAGACCAAAGAAAGUGAAGAGUGGUGCCAAGCACGUGAGCUGUCCUACAGAAUAUGAUGGGAGCAUGCUGAUGGAUGUCAGUGUGGAGACCUCAGAGCAGCUCCAGGCAGACCACAUGGAAGUAGUGCCCAGUGAGAGCAUGGAGGUCCCUCAGCCUACAGCCAGCACUUCAGAACCAGAGAAGCGUCUCUAUAAAUCCAGGAUCCCAUCCACAAUCUGCUUUGGACAGGGUGCCACCCGAGGAUUUAAAGGCUCGCAUAAGAAAGUGUGAAUGUCAGCACAGUAGAUUUGCGCAAGACAAAAAGACACCAGCAAUUGUGAUCGAAGCCCCCGUGUCCAAGCAAGAAUGUUUGCCAUUGCGUGCAAGGAUCUGCUCCAUAACGGGAAGGUGAAAAGGAGAAAAGAGCGGUGGUGCAGUUCGGAAUAUCUAGAAUCUUCGGGAGGUGCUUUGCCACAGUCCCUUCGUGUCUGUGUACCACGUCUCUUUGGCAGAAAUUGAGAGAAGAGCCUCGCUUGUAUUUAUUCUCCGUUAGACACAAAAGCUCUCCUCUCUGAUUUCCCCUGAAAUCAAACUGGAAAUAAAUUUUUCUGCCUCUC